Bacidia gigantensis is the source of this 7974-nucleotide messenger RNA. RefSeq names its product Type I Iterative PKS. Gene Ontology annotation, biological process: secondary metabolite biosynthetic process; fatty acid biosynthetic process. Bases 1 to 7974 code for a protein of 2657 amino acids. NCBI's taxonomy places the organism in Eukaryota, Fungi, Ascomycota, Lecanoromycetes, Lecanorales, Ramalinaceae. The record is from RefSeq and is a predicted model, not a curated record. The transcript is spliced from 9 exons. Gene Ontology annotation, molecular function: 3-oxoacyl-[acyl-carrier-protein] synthase activity; fatty acid synthase activity; oxidoreductase activity.
AUGAGCAUGCCAGAUGGAAAUCAUCAUGCCGGGACUUCCAAGACAGAGCAGAAGUCCCCUGAGCCAAUCCCUAUUGCCAUCAUAGGCAUGGGAUGUAGGUAUCCAGGAGGUGCGACCGACCCAUCGAAAUUAUGGCAGAUGUGUGUCGAGCAGCGUGAUGUCUGGUCUCCUAUUCCCAAGGAUAGGUUCAACUCCAAAGUCUUUUAUCAUCCUGAUCCGGGCAGGAAUGGCACGUUUAAUGCCUUGGGCGCCCACUUCCUCGAUGAGCAUCCAGGAUAUUUCGAUGCUCCAUUUUUCAAUGUGACAAAGGCUGAGGCUACUGCGAUGGACCCUCAACAGAGGCUUCUAUUGGAAUGCUCGUUCGAGGCAUUAGAGAAUGCUGGGAUUCCUCUGGAAAAAGUCUCUGGGAGUGACACUGCAGUCUUUGUGGGAUCCUCUUGUGCCGAUUACACUACCCUCUUACAACAUGAUCCCGACAAGACGGCGCUGUAUCAGUCCACCGGCAGCGGACAGACAAUGCUUUCCAACCGUUUAUCGUACUUCUUUAACCUGAAAGGUCCCAGUGCUACAGUGGACACUGCGUGCAGUUCAAGUCUAGUGGCUCUUCAUCUUGCUUGUAAUACCAUACGAUCUGGCGAAAGCAAACAAGCGAUUGUCGGAGGCUCAAAUCUCAUUCUGACUCCUGAGCCGAUGAUUGCUUUGAGCAUGCUGAGGCUUCUUUCUCCUGAUGGACGCUGUCAUUCUUUCGAUGAUCGGGCAAAUGGCUUUGGCAGGGGCGAGGGAUUGGCUUGCAUUGUACUCAAGCGCCUUGACAAAGCACUCAAGGACGGUGAUGAUAUACGGGCCGUCAUUCGCAACACUGGCUCAGGUCAAGAUGGAAGAACGUCGGGUAUCACGUUGCCCAAUGGGAAGUCUCAAGCGGAUCUAAUGAACCACCUCUACCAUACAAGUGGACUCGACCCUGCCGAGACAACUUACGUCGAGGCCCAUGGCACAGGGACUCAGGCUGGUGACCCCAUCGAAGCUGCAUCUCUGUCAAAGGUCUUCUCGCCGAGGAGAUCGUCCCAUGAGCCCCUCGUUAUUGGCUCUAUCAAGUCCAACAUCGGACAUUUAGAAGGUGGCAGUGGGCUUGCCGCAGUCGUGAAGACUGUGCUGAUGCUAGAAAAGGGCCUGAUUUUGCCCAACUUCGAUUUUCGCAAUCCCAAUCCGCAAAUACCGAUAGAUGACUGGAAUGUCAAGGUCUCGCAAAACCUGGAGGAAUGGAAUCCGGAACACCUACGCCGAGCAUCCAUCAAUAACUUUGGGUUUGGAGGCAGUAAUGCGCAUGUUAUCAUUGAAGAAGCACCUAACUAUCUGUCUCGGCGCGUAUCACCCGGGUACUGUAAGAAAUUGCCCCCAGUUAUAUCGGCUAUCCCGGUAGACAGUAGUAGCAUUGCCAAAAAGGGCCUCUUUACGAACGGUGACACCCCGACAGACAAUACUUCGAGCAACGGCGACAUUGUUGAGGACAGCCACUCUGAUGACAGCUUUCAAGUCGUAAAACGUAAAUCGUCAACCCACGUCGAUGUUCCCAGUCGCCCAACUCGACCACACCUAUUCGUUCUUUCAGCGUUCAGCGAGCUUUCAGGGAACACGCAAGCAGAAAGACUGCGAAGAUAUCUGGAGGACCAGGAAAAGGAUUUCUGUUCAACGAUCAUGGAUGACUUGGCUUUUACGCUUGGAGAGCGUCGGUCUGCUUUGACUUGGAGAGCCGGGGUUCUAGCAAGGUCUGUGUCAGACUUGCUCAAUACCCUUCAAACCGGGAAACUCAAAUUCUCGAGAUCACAAAAAGUUCCUACUCUGGGAUUCAUCUUUACAGGCCAAGGAGCUCAGUGGCAUGCUAUGGGACGCGAAUUGAUGAUUCAAUAUCCGAUAUUUCGAGAUUCGUUGAAUUUAUCUGACCGAUAUCUGAAAUCGUUCGGAGCUGCUUGGUCUCUUUGGGGUGAGUCCUGGCCUAGCAAGAAUGGUACUGUAUGUGCAUCUUUGGCUAAUAUGACACUAGAUGAGCUGAUGAAGGAUGCGGAAACCUCAAAUAUUAAUUCAGAGUACCUUAGCCAGCCGCUUUGUACCGUGAUCCAGAUCGCUUUGGUCGAUCUACUCGAGGCUUGGAAUAUCAGGCCGACAAGCGUUACCGGACAUUCUAGUGGAGAGAUUGCAGCAGCCUACUCAUGCGGCGCUUUGUCUCAUAGAUCUGCCCUUGCAGUGGCAUAUCAUCGAGGCAUAGCUGCUGCUGCAGUCAAGGCCCAUAAUCCCUUUCCAGCUGGGGCUAUGAUGGCAGUUGGCAUGUCUGCAACAGAAGCCCAAUCCGUGAUUGCUACCUUAACGCAAGGUCGGCUGAAUGUCGCGUGCAUCAACAGCCCGCAAAGUAUUACAGUAUCCGGAGAUAAGCCUGCCAUCAUAGAAUUGCAGAGCAUACUGCAUACCAAGGGCAUCUUUGCUCGGCUGCUGAAAGUCAAUGUUGCCUAUCACUCCCAUCAUAUGACUAGUGUAGCCGACAGCUAUCUACAGAUGCUCCAAGGGCUUCAGGUGAACAGAGUCAAUUCAGUAGGCUUCUUUUCUACCGUCUCAGGCGAUCUGCAAGGCCCUUCAAUUCUAGAUGAGGGCUAUUGGGUCUCAAAUCUCACCUCCCCUGUUCGCUUCUCUGAGUCUGUGCAGCAACUUUGUUCCAGCACAAACCAAUGGCAAAUGCAUCAGACGAACACACCCGCGGCUGUUGAUUGCUUAGUUGAGAUAGGCCCUCACUCAGCUCUCAAAGGGCCCUUGAACCAGAUCCUGAAAUCAACAAGACUAAGUACUUCCAACAUUACCUAUUUACCAAGCCUGAUGAGAAAUGCUGACGCUGGGAAAACUAUGCUCGACCUGGCUGGUGGUCUCUUCAAACUGGGCGUUCCUGUUAACAUGCAGGCCAUCAAUCGCCCAGUCGAUGUCCAAACACCCAGUGUUCUAGUGGAUUUGCCACCUUACCCUUGGGACCACUCAACUUUAUAUUGGCUCAAUUCAUCGAGUAGCGAGAGAUACCGGAACGGUUCUCAUUCCAGAAGCGAUUUUUUGGGCGUACCUGUCAAAGACUCAAAUUCUCUGGAGCCAAUCUGGAAAAAUCACAUCCGUUUGUCUGAUAUUCCUUGGCUUGAAACCCACAAAAUCCAGUCAAACGUUGUGUAUCCAGCGGCUGGGUACCUCAACAUGGCGAUGGAAGCUGAGGACCAGCGCUCUCAAUCGGCAUAUAGGAAGGUGAUCGGUUACGAUUUUCGCGAGAUUUCAAUAAAGAAGGCGCUCGUGAUAUCUCAUGAUAAUGAUGAGGUGGAGACUAUGUUUACUUUGCGGCCUUACAAUCAGAGUGUACAAUUGCCUUCUGACACUUGGGACGAAUUUUCAGUGUCUUCUUCGGUCGAUGGCGCUACGUGGACUGAGAACUGUCACGGCUUGAUAUCCGUCCGCAAGGAAUCAGAAGUAUCUGAAGUGGAUGGUGGUCGCGAGGCUAGUGAGAGCAUAGCCGAGAAUGAGCGGAUGAUUUCAAGACUGGAAAUAGAUUGCAAGACGAAGCUUGACAUACAAGAGGCCUACGAAGGUCUCAAAAAUCUUGGACUUGACUACGGCCCUAUGUUCGCAAACAUGAAGGAAGCAAGAGUGUGCGGUGGAGGGAGUAUUGCCGUGGUAUCGGUCCCUGACACUGCGGCGAUCAUGCCUGCCAAUUUCGAAUACCCCUUCAUAGUCCAUCCUGCUCUCUUGGAUAGCUGUUUGCAUGCCAUCUUUAUGAUCGGAAAAAGCUAUACACACACUGAUCAAGGUACACCUGUACCGACAUUCAUCAAGGAGGCACUUGUUUCCCAAAAUGUAUCGAAACAGCCAGGACAUGAAAUGACGGCAUAUGCAUCACUCAUGAGGAAUGACUUAGGUAGAACAUCAGGGAAAGGGUUGGAUCGAACCACUAGUAAUGUUUCUGUCUUCGACAAAGCGUCCACGUACAGUCAUCCGUCCAUAAGUGUUAGCGGCUUGCGCUUCACAUCCAUUGGGCAGGUUGCCUCAAAAGAAGCGAUCAUGGGCAGCGAAAAGGCUAUUUCUUAUCAGACUAUUUGGCAGCCAAGCUCUAACUUCCUCUCAGCAGAUCAAUGGUUUAAAGUAACAAGCCAUCUUCGCCGUCCAUCCCUUGACGCCACCCAAGAUGAAAAGCUCCAGCAAGCCGCUUUCUACUAUGCAGAGCGUGUGAUGAACUUGAUGUCCUCUGUGGAACCGUCAAGCCUAGCGCCUCAUUACAGGAAGCUUUACAAGUAUCUAUCUGGAGUUUGUACAAAGGUCCAGGCAGGGCAGCUAGGAGAGGCUUCCACAGCUUCGUGGCUGAGUACUAAUGCUAAGCAAAAGAUGGAGCACUGCCGCCAGUUCAAGGGCACCUCUUGGGCCAUCCUUUGUAGCAUUGGGGACAAUCUUCCGCAUAUUUUAAGUCAGGAGCUUGACCCCUUAUCUCUUAUGUUGGAGAACAAUCGACUUGAAGAAUAUUACCGUGCCGAUCAGAGACUCCUUCAAUGUUACGAACAGGCAGCUUACUAUACCAAAUUACUCGCAUACAAGAACCCUGUCAUGCGUGUCCUAGAAAUUGGUGCCGGUACUGGAGGGGCUAGCUUGCCAAUCCUAAAAUCGCUAGGUGGUACGGAUGGCAACCCACCUCUUUUCUUGGAGUAUGACUUUACCGAUGUGUCUCCUGCCUUCUUUGAGAAGGCAAUGGAGAAGACUGAGCCGUGGGCUCAUCUUAUUAAAUUCAAGAAACUCGAUAUUGAACUUGAUCCAUUGGAACAGGGGUUCGAGCCAGGAUCGUAUGAUUUGAUUAUCGCCUCGAAUGUACUUCAUGCCACAAAGUGCAUGGAAGACACACUAAGUCGAGUUCGGAGCCUCCUCAAACCGGGUGCCUCGCUUUUGUUGGUCGAAACGACUGCGGCAAACAUCGUCAUAAGUCUCAUAUUUGGGACGUUGCCUGCGUGGUGGGCAGGUGAGGAAGACUACCGCCAAGAUGGACCACUAUUGACUGAACCACAAUGGGAUGCUAUGCUUCGGAAGACAGGCUAUACUGGAUUGGAAGCCAAUCUAUGGGACAUGCCAGAGGCAACAAAUCACUGCGUGAGUACUAUGGUCUCACUUGCUGCAUUGGAUCAUCCUGUCGAUCUUCCGGACAUUGCGAUUAUCACCAGCUCUGAACCAUCUGGCCCUAGUGUCGGGCCAUUUAGGAGUCUAUAUGAAAGUGCACGAAAGGCUCCUCAAAUCAGCAGUCUCGCUAGCUAUCGCGGCGAUGGCCAAGUCUGUAUCAUGUUAAGCGAGCUGACAUCCUCGGUCCUGCGCAACCCAUCCCCUGAGCAAUACGCAGCUAUUAAGCGGCUAUUACUCGGGAACAAUGAUGUCCUCUGGGUCACGCAGGGUGCCCUCAUCGAAUCAGGUAAUCCGGACUCGAAUCUUGCAUUAGGUCUUUUGAGGACCAUCAGAGAGGAGAAGGGAGAUACUAUGCUUGUUCACUUGGAUCUUGAUCCGGACCUAAGUCUAGAUGACCCUGAAGUUGAGGAUACCAUUGUUUCCAUUUUGAAGGCCAAUUUCAACCGGAGGCUGCCCCCGUCGGCUUCGAUAGAUACGGAAUACACCCUGAGGGGUGGAUUGGUAAUGGUGCCUCGUGUAGUGGAAGACAAGACAUUGACCUCCUUUGUUACGUCAAGUUCAGGCGCACGAAUGCCAGAGGAUCAGCUAUUUCAUCAGGACCAGCGGCCACUGAAGGCUGAAGUCAAGACGCCAGGGUUGCUCGAUAGCAUACAGUUCGUCGAUGACGAGAGAGCGUUUGGAUAUUUACCUGACGAUCACGUUGAGGUUGAAAUGAAAGCCGCUGGACUCAACUUUCGAGACGUGAUGUCGUCUUUAGGCCAGAUCGACCCGUAUCCACUCGGCGUUGAGGGCGCUGGAGUGAUCACGGCUGUUGGAAAAGACGUUUCUGAACUCCAGAUAGGUGAUCACGUCAUCGCGACAUCUAACGGUGGCUGCUUCUGCAGCUGUCUCAGGGUUCCGGCGAAUACUAUUGAGCUGAUUCCAAAGGAUAUGCCAUUUGAGAUUGGUGCUUCUCUACCAAUUGCGUAUAUGACAGCAUACUACGCUGUCUUCAAGAUAGCUCGUCUGUCCAAAGGCGAAACAGUGCUAGUACACGCAGCCACUGGAGGACUAGGUCAAGCUCUGCUCAACCUUUGCCACGUUGUUGGCGCUGAAGUCUUCGCCACCGUUGGGACUCUUGAGAAGAAGGACUUACUUAUGAAGGAGUUUGCUAUCCCAGAGGAUCACAUUUUCUCCAGCAGAGAUGGCACUUUUGCUAAAGGAGUCAUGAGAAUGACCAAUGGUAGAGGCGUAGAUGCUAUCAUGAACUCGCUCUCUGGAGACCUUCUCCGUCUUUCUUGGGACUGUAUCGCAGACUUUGGCCGCUUUGUGGAGCUAGGAAAGCGCGAUUUCACUGUCAAUUCACGACUUGAAAUGCGGAACUUCGAGAAAAAUGUGACAUUCACUGGCUUGGAUCUUCCUAUCGAGUCCCAGCGCGAAGAGAAGCAUAAGAUCUGGAAAGAGCUCAUGAGGCUUUAUCAGGAAGGCAGAAUCAGAGCUCCUCAUCCAAUCACCGUCUUCCCCAUGUCCCAAUUGGAGAAGGCUUUGAGGACUAUGCAGUCUGGGAAGCAUAUGGGCAAACUAGUACUAAUGCCGCAACCGGAUGAGAUUGUCAAGGUUGUACCACAAGACGACAGCCAUCGACUCUUGCGAGCAGACGCAACGUACUUUCUCGUUGGUGGGUUAGGCGGCAUUGGUCGAGCACUCGCUCUUUGGAUGACAGGUCAUGGGGCAAGAAACUUCAUCUUCUUGUCACCGAGCGGGUUAGACAAGGCGAAGUCAAAGGAAGCCAUCGCCUUACUCCACGCGGAGGGAGCUCGCGUGAAUGUCUUUAAAGGCGAUGUAAGCAACCUCGCAGACGUUCAGCGAGCGUUGAAAGAAAGCUCAAACGACAUGCCUCCCGUACGUGGAGUCAUACAAGCAGCCAUGGUCCCAGCGGCGGAUCUCUUCGAGAACAUGACCCUAGAAGACUACAACGCCGCCAUGCGCCCCAAAGUCGACGGCACCUGGAACCUCCACAAUACCCUCUCCCCCCCUUCCCACCCCCACUCUCUCGAUUUCUUCAUCUGCCUCUCCUCUGUCGUCGGCCUUGUCGGCAACCCCUCCCAAGCAUCCUACGUCGCCUCCUCCCUCUUCCUCGACGCCUUCGCUGACUUCCGCGCCCACCUGAAUCUCCCUGCCGUGACGCUCGACCUGGGCCGCGUCGUCGGUGUCGGAUUUGUGGCGGAGAAUGAGGCGGCGAGAAGAGGGACGGAGAGGCUGUGGAGUCGGGAUAUCAGCGAGGGAGAGGUUAUGAGGAUGGUUGAGGAGGCUAUUCGUGAACCUUUUAGAGGAAGGAGGAACGGAAAGGGAGAGGAUGAAAUGGGCCGUAGGUCGGGAAGUAGCAUCACGGGCUUGAAAACAUGGAAAGAGGACGCAGGAGCCGUUUAUGACGCCCCGUUGUUCUCGCACUGGAGACGCGCGGCCAUGGCGUCGCGCAAUUCCGACCACACCGCUCCCGAUCACGCUGGGGCUAAUAUGCGCGACGUUCUUCGCAUGGCGAAAAGUCGAGAAGAGGCUACGGAUAAGGCUUGUGAAGCCAUCAUGGCCAAGAUGGCGACAUUGCUCAUGAUUCAGAAGGAGGAUAUCAGGCCGGAAGGGAGUAUGGUCGAGUAUGGGCUGGAUUCGCUCGUGGCGGUUGAGAUGCGGAAUUGGCUUGUUAGGGAGAUGGAUGCUACGGUGCCGGUUUUGGAGUUGUUGGCGAAUCGGUCGGUGAGGGAGUUGGCGGGACGGGUUGUUAAGGGGAGUGGGGUUGUGGGUGUGGGAUUGAAGGGUGAUUGA